CCGCCUUCUGGCAGUCAAGGACGUGUUCCACUCUCUUCAACGCAAGUGCCGCCUUUUGGCACUCAAGCCGCAGAGCUUCCAGCAGAGCGUAAGGAAAGAAGGACGUGGAUAGUCACAGAGGACAUAGUGCUUAUUAGCAGCUGGCUCAACACGAGCAAAGACCCUGUCGUAGGGAAUGAGCAGAAGUCAGCAACUUUCUGGACAAGAGUUGCAGCAUACUUCUCGGCGAGUCCAAAACUUGCUGGAUGUGAAAAACGCGACGGGAAUCAGUGCAAGCAACGUUGGCACAAGCUGAAUGAAGCCGUUUGCAAGUUUUCUGGGGCGUAUGAGGCAGCCACAAGAGAGAAAACCAGUGGCAUGAAUGACAACGACGUCCUAAAACGUGCCCACGAAAUCUACUUCAACAACCACCAAAAGAAGUUUGUCCUUGAGCAUGCGUGGAACGAGCUUCGCAACGACCAGAAGUGGUGUGAUCUCGCUACAUCUAAAACUGAAACAAGCUCCAAAAGGAGGAAGUUCGCGGAUGGUUCACAUUCAGGAGCAUGCUCUCACGUCAAUGAAUGCAAUGCUGGUGGAGAAGGAACAUCUCGUCCCCCUGGUGUUAAGGCUGCAAAAGCUGGAGGAAAGAAGCCACAUGUCGCGGGGGAGGAUGUGUGUGAUUAUCAGCUCAUGUGGAGCAUCAAGAAGGAUGACUUGGCAAUGAAGCAACAGCUCUCCAAGAUGAGAGUACUUGAGAAGCUUCUUGCCAAGGAAAAUCUAGAGGAUUAUGAAGAAGAUCUCAAGAAAAAGAUCAGUUUAGAGUUAAUGUAACUCUUGGAAUAAUGUUAACCUUAUGUAUGUUUCAUGUUCUUGGCUUGUAGUUGUUUCAUUUUAUGUCUUCCUUAUGUUUCAUGUUUCAUGUUAUCGGCUUUAGAAUGUAGUUGUUUCUAGUUUCAUGUUCUCGGCUUUAGAAUCUAAUUUGUAAUGCUUUGCUCUCUUAUUUUAUAAGCAACUUAAUGUUUUGGUGUUUUGUUGAGUUAUCUCUUGAUGUGGACAAUUGUUUUAUUUGUUUCAGGUAACAGUAAAUAAGAAGCUACAUUGGAUCAUGUCACGGGUUGCAUACUAUCAGUUCAGAGUGUUGUCUCGGCGUGUGUUGUCUCGGCUUUGUAGGAUGUCACGGUUUUAAUCUUUUGUAUCAGUGUGUCACGGGUUUCAGUUUCAGCUUUUGUAUCAGUGUGUCACGGUUUUAAUCUUCUGUAUCAGUGUGUCACGGGUUGUUCAGUGAAUCAUAUACUUUGUAUUUUCAUGUGCAUCACACAGCCUCAUUUUUUAUAUAUAUAUCAAUGUCUCUCUACUUCCAACAUCACGCAAACUCAUCUACUCUCUAUUUCCUCUCUUUUGCUAACACUACCAAACGCACAGUCUCUCUAUUCUCUCUAUUUCCUCUCUUUCCCAUGUUUCUCACUUUGAACACAAUUUAAAAAAAAACUCUUAAAUCACUUCUAUGGCUUCUUCUUCAAAUCCAAACACUUUCGAUGAAUCAUGUGAUGAUACAUUUGAUGACUUCUUUGAUCAAAAAUUUGAUGAAAAAUUUGAUGAAAAAUUUGAUCAAUUUUUUGAGCAAGCGUUUGAGAAUUUAACUACUCGAGAGGCUCCAAAAAAAAAAAGAAAACCGAAAGUUUAUAUCGAGAGAAAUCGUGAAGAAGGGCAUAUUCGUUUAUGGAAUGAUUAUUUCAGUGAUAAUCCAACAUAUCCUGAUAAUUUAUUCCGACGACGUUUUCGAAUGAACAAGCCAUUGUUCUUGUACAUUGUUGAUCGACUCUCCAACGAAGUUCCCUAUUUUCGGGAAACAAAAGAUGGUCUCGGAAGGAUUAGUCUCUCUCCUCUUCAAAAGUGUACCGCAGCCAUUCGUGUCUUGGCGUAUGGUUCUGCAGCUGAUGCGGUCGACGAAUACCUCCGGCUCGGUGAAACAACCACUCGCUUAUGUGUGGAAAAUUUUGUGGAAGGAAUAAUAUAUUUGUUCGGUAAUGAGUACUUAAGAAGACCAACACCAGCUGAUCUUCAACGUCUACUUGAUGUUGGAGAAUAUCGUGGAUUUCCCGGGAUGAUAGGAAGCAUCGAUUGUAUGCAUUGGGAGUGGAAGAAUUGUCCAACCGCUUGGAAAGGGCAAUAUUCUCGUGGUUCGGGUAAACCAACAAUCGUUUUAGAGGCGGUUGCUUCAUACGAUCUCUGGAUAUGGCAUGCAUUUUUCGGACCUCCAGGUACAUUAAAUGAUAUCAACGUUCUUGAUCGUUCACCUGUUUUUGAUGACAUAAUAAAAGGUGAAGCUCCGAAUGUCACUUUCUCUGUCAAUGGAAGAGAGUAUCAUAUGGCUUACUAUCUUACGGAUGGUAUUUAUCCGAAAUGGGCAACUUUUAUUCAAUCUAUUCCUCUACCACAAGGGCCACAAGCGGUCUUAUUUGCUCAACAUCAAGAAGCAGCCCGAAAAGAUGUCGAGCGGGCUUUUGGAGUCCUGCAAGCUCGCUUUGCCAUUGUUAAAAAUCCAGCGUUGUUUUGGGAUAAAGUCAAAAUUGGUAAGAUUAUGAGAGCAUGUAUCAUACUCCAUAAUAUGAUAGUAGAAAACGAAAGAGAUGGAUACUCUCAAAAUGAUGUUUCAGAAUUUCAGCAAGGAGAAGACAACAGAAAUUCACAUGUCGAUCUCACGUAUUCUACGGAUAUCCCUUCAAAUAUCGCAAACCAGAUGGGGGUUCGGAUAAGAAUUCGUGAUAAACAAAUGCAUCAACAACUGAAAAAUGAUUUGGUUCAACAUUUAUGGCAUAAAUUUGGACCUGGUGAAGACAACAACUGAGCUUGGAAGCUUCUUUUAAAUAAUUCUUGUUUAAUUUAGUAAUCUUUGUUUUUAUGUUUUAAUUAUAAAAUUUCUAUUAAUAAAAAAAUUUAAAUUUUAUUUUAAAGAAACCCUUAAUAAGAGACUUGCAAUGGAGGGGGAAAAAACUCAAAGUUCUUAACCAUGUCUCUUACCAAAAUUACCUCCUAAAGUAUUAUUAAAAAAAUAAUAAGAGACCCAUUAGAGUAUAUGGGAUAAAGAUGAUCUUAUGUAUUAUUAUAAUAUUCAUUAUACUAAACGUGAUCCAUCCUAAUUCUGACUCGUUGACAAAUCAACCUGACUUUAUAACACAAUACCCAUUUAUAUAUUUGUUACGAACAACAUGCGGAUUCCACAUCCGUUGGUCCGACGAAUGUAGACACACAUUAUCUGCCAAUUAUAUAUACAUGGUAUAUACAUGUGUAUUUAAGACUAUAAAAAUGUGAACAUACAAGUACAACACACUAUUACCUACAUGCAUGAUUAACAAACGAUAUGAAAACCUAAGAACACCGCACAGUCAUUAAAAUUACAAUUAAAUAACCCGAAGGGUCUAAACUCUACAAUCCUCUUUACACAGUGAUUAUUGCAAAGCUACAAUAUCAUGAAUUUAUUAAUAAUUACUCCUUAGGAAGAGAAAAUAGUUAUUUCAUAUGAAUAGAAAAGUGAGAGAUAAUCCAAAAAUGUGAGAAAGAGAGGGGAAAAAGAAAGCAAAGUUUGAAACGGGCCCCAUGACAUGUCCUCUAACGUCAACAUUAUCCUCCAUUAUUACUAUUACUUUCACUCUCUCAUCAAACUCACUCAAACCUUUCGUUCUUCUUAUUACCUAAAUCACCAGAUCCAUGUAUAAAAUAUAAAAAGACCCCUGAAACCUCAACAACAUCUCUCUAUCUCUACAAUCAACAAGAUCAUACCAUGUCAUCUCCUAGAGAUAGAGGAAAGAGCUCGAUGGAAUCAUCAGGAUCAGAGCCACCGGUGACACCAAGCCGUUACGAGUCACAGAAGAGACGCGACUGGAACACUUUCGGACAGUACUUGAGGAACCAAAGACCGCCACUGCCAAUGUCUCACUGCAACUGCAACCACGUGCUUGAUUUCCUCAGGUACUUAGACCAGUUCGGUAAGACAAAAGUGCACGUGCCUGGCUGUAUGUUCUACGGUCAGCCUGAGCCACCAGCUCCUUGCACAUGUCCUCUCAGACAAGCUUGGGGAAGUCUCGACGCUUUGAUCGGACGGCUGAGAGCGGCUUACGAGGAGAACGGUGGAUCUCCGGAAACAAACCCUUUCGCUAGUGGAGCAAUAAGGGUUUAUCUCAGGGAGGUUAGGGAGUGUCAGGCCAAAGCUAGAGGGAUUCCUUUCAAAAAGAAGAAGAAGAAGCCAACGACGACGGAGAUGGGUGGUGGAAGAGAGGACUCUUCUUCUUCAUCCGCCUCUCCCUUCGGCUUCUCUUAAGAUUCUCAUGAUCUUGGUGAGACCUUGUGAUAUUUGCAGGAUCAACAGUCUCAUAGAAGGAUCAAAUGUAAAAGAGGCCUCAAAUAUACCUACUGGCGAUCAAGAAGUCAAAGUAAAAUGUUAUUUUCAGCAUAAUUUCGGCUUAUUUUAACCGAUCUUCAUCUACUCCUACAUUUCCGUAGCAAUCGACCGGUUAUAUAGCUUCAUCAUCUCUAUAUUCUCUUAUUAAACUCUUUUUAUAUAAGGAAGUGUAUAGAUUUUAUAUACUUAAGACAAGUUUGUUUUAAAAAGAGUUUCUUAAAUUUGUUAUUUUGAAUAGAGGACUAAUAUUUGAUUUGAAUGUGUAUAAGUAGCUUAGAUCCCCAUGCUAAGAUAAAUUAAAUUUUCUACAAACCUUUUGUUAAUAGUACUCACAUUUAAGCCAAUAGGACUCAAUAGCAUUGCUCAUAUAAAGAAACAAAUUUAGUUUUUAAUACAUGCAAACCUCAAAUAUGAUACGAAGAAGUUAAGAUGAAUAAAUCGACUAAUAUUAUUGUGAUUUAAGUUUAAAUCAAAGGAAAGCGAAUAUUAAUACAAACUAUACAAAAAAUUUAUAUUCUAAAAGACAAUUCAGCUGUCACUGUGGGGACGUUGAUAGAGGUCUUCUUAGCUUUACCAUGUCUUGAGGGGCUUGUCCUUGACGUAGGGAAGAACGUGAAGCAGAGUGGUGUAGCUUUAGAGGCAUUGAACUCGAAAGAAGUAUUGAUAGGUUUGUUAUACUUUGAAUGUUUUGCUUAUAAAAGCGAUGAUCAAAGAUGAUGUAUACAAUUUGCAUGUGAUGAAAUGAAGUGUUAGUCUAAACUCAGUUAAGAUAUCACAUAUUCAGAGAAGAUAAUUUUCUUAGGUUUCUUAGAUAGGUCAGUAUAUGUCUGUCUAAAUUAGUAUUUUGACUGUCUUGCAAUCAUGGUUUUGAUUCAUUGUUUAGGUCUUUUGCUGUUGUUCAUUUUUUUUGCCACCACAGGAUAGAGAUGUUAACCAGAGGAGUCUUUCGCUUCCUGGUGAAGGUUUGUUACAAAAAUGCUUAACUCUGAGGAAGCUUUUCAUACAUUGGAACGGCUCAUGAGCAUUUCAUGAAUUUUUGAGGAUCCCUAACUUAAGGGACAUGUAGCUUAGAGAAGACUGUUAUCCAGCGCCUGAGAAUGAUAUGAGCACAGAGAUAUGAGUUGGUUCUUGUAGUAGAUUCUAGGACCAUUUGAACAGCCGAAACAUCAUUGAUUGAGACUAACAUUGAGUUACUUCCACACCAUUUUUACAUAUGUAUUGACUUCAGUUUCUGUUUACUCUGAAUGUUAUGUUUGUAAAAGAAAAGAUCAAAGAUGAUGUAUACAAUUUGCAAUGAUGAAUGAAUUCAUAAAUGGAAAAAACCAGUACAUUAUAACUAGAUGAAGAUAUCACAGAUUCAAUGAAGAGAAUCCUCACAGAUCGCUAGAUAGGUCAGUAAUCUGUGGAUAGUUCCGUAUUUGCUAUAGUUCUUCACACUGAUAAGUCCCACUAAUAGAAUCACCAAGUGUUAUCUAAAAACAUGUGCUUUGAUAUCAAAUUAAAGUCUAUUCAAAGUAAAUAAAUUUUGUUAAAGAACAAACUAAAAACACAUUGUUAAGAAAAGUUCUCAUAGACCCUUGAGGUUGAAGAUUAUACCUCCAAAACCACCAGGAUGCAAGCUCGUUCCUGUUCAGUAGAGUGUGUCAGUAUUAGUCUAUGUUGCUUGAUUGAUAUGGUGUAGAUCAACUUAAUUAGACAUUUAUACAAGUUGUAAGGAUUUAAUUUGUCAAAAUGUAUUAUAUGGCCACAAACACAUUUUAGAAUUAAAAAAGUAAAAAAUGUAGUUAUUCAGUUAAAAAUAUUAUUUUUUAUUUUUUUAGAAUCUCACCUAGUUUCUAAUGGUUGGAGAUGCUUUUAAUAGACCACUUAAAUUAUUUUUAUUAAUUAAAUUAUUAAAUUGGGUUUAUUUUCCAAAUAACAAAAAAUGGAAAUUAGAUUCUAUAGAGAGGAUAAAAAGAGACAAGAAGAGAAGUAAGAGAGAACGAGUAGUUUUGAGUAGUUAGAACAUUUUCAACUCCACUUCAAAAUUUACAGUAAAAUGGAGUGGAUUAUGCAGUUGUGAACAAAAAAAAAAUGUUACUGCAUUUAUGGGGUAAUGCAUUUUUUGUUUGUUCACAACUGCAUAAUCCAUAAUCCACUCCUAGUGAAUUUGUGUUUUUUUUUUUGUUAUUAGGGCCAAUUUCCUUUAUUAAAUUAUACUAAAAUACUAUUUUUAUUUGUUUAGAACCCCAUUUAAGAUAUUGGAGCGAUGGGGGUGAUUGCUUCUGAUCUAUGAGAGCUUUGUUUUUUUUGUUCCUUCUUUAGAAUCUCUAAUUAAUUUUUUUUAUAAUGUAAAUCUUUUACAGCAAAAUGGAAGUAAGUUUCAAAACUGUAUAACCACUCCGACUGCAACCAAAUGAAGCGGAGAAAGGAGACAAAUAACGCUUGCGGUGGGACCACAACCACUGUAAACGUUGUCCCAGAGAGCACCCACCAUGAUGGACCCAGCUGUUUGGCCAAUUUCUCCAGCGUUAUAGAAAUACUUCCCUUCUCAAUAAAAAACAAUCACUUCUUUUUUUUGCUUAAAGGAAGCUAUUAUUUAUAAGUCGCAAAUAAUCACUUCUUGGUUCUUCCCUUUUCCGCUUAAAAAAACAUAUCAUGUCCUGUCUUAACCACAACCCAUUACAAUAUCCGUUUCUCUUUUAACAUUUAGACCCAAAAAAAAAAAAAUUAUCCGUUUUACUUUGUAACAACAACAAAAAUGGUUCUAGUAAUAAACGUCAAACUCUCCUAAAUAUGAAUAUUCCAAGACAUCUGGAAAUAACAAAAGAGGAAGAAAAAAGAGAUAUAAAAAUGACAUGGACUUGAUUAUUCCAAGACGAAUGUGAAAGCUGAAAUUGAAUAAUGUAUAGAGUAGUAUUUUUGUAGCAUAUUUAAUGUAAACUGAUAUACAUAAAUAAAUAGGUACACUAGAAAUGGGGUAAGUGUCAGUUCGAUAGAUGGUGAAAUGCCAAAGACACCCGAUUUUGUUGUUGUAAAUCUCAAUCCCAAGAAACCAAACACCCUCUUCGUCCCCUCCUUGGAAACAUGUUAUCUACGUCUCUUUUCUUUGCUUAUUAGUACAUCUUUUAAAACAUUCACAAAUCCCUUAUAAGCCACCAAAUAAUUGCCUCUAAUUUUGUUAAUUCAUUUUCAACGCUUUCUCAGCGACAUCUCUUAAAACAUUCACAAAUGUUAAUUCAUUUCCUCAAUCCACCAAAUAAUUGCCUCUAGUUUUGCUACUACUAAAAAAAAGGAAUCAAGUCUCCAAUUCAUUAAAGUUAGAGCAACUCCAUUGGUGAACCUCUUAAGAGAGGUUCUUAGCAAUUUUUAUUUUUUUUUAAUUAAUUUUGUAAAGUUAAGGAUUUCCAAUUUUUUGGGUGUCUAUUGGUGAACUCCAAAGUGAGGUUCUUAGGAAUAAAUUAAUAUUAUUUAAUUUAUGAAAAAAAAAAGUUAUGUUUAUUGAAAAAAAUAUAAAACAUACAAUAAUUAUGAUUGUUGGUUACCAAAUUUUGCAAAUAUAUUCUCAAUUAAAUCGGUCUUCAAUCGUUGAUGUUUCCUUUGGUCGCGAAGUUCACUCCGAAUGGCAAGUAUAUUACCAAGAUUUGAAGGCAUGUUUGUAGAGAACGAGAAAUCUACCUCUGAACUUUUGCUUGUUUCUCCUUCUACGAAUUCAGAUAUAUCGUAUCGAAUGUAUCCAUCUCGUUCUUCUUCCACUAUCAUAUUGUGUAAUAUGAUACAUGCUCUGAUAAUGUUGCUGAUUUUUUCAAUCGCGUCGAAUAACUAUUUUUUUUCUUCUCUCAACGAAACUAGGGGAAAAGUAGUUGCCACGUACUUUAGAGCUCACCCCUUAAAAUUGUUAUUUAAGAGGCACCUCUAACCAUCUCACUUAAUUAUAUUAUUUAUUAAAUCAAAAGUGGGUAAGAGGCUUGCUUAUGAACUCCUUAUAAACCAGCGAUGGAGAUGAUCUUAGAUAUUGUUUCUUUUACUUUUGCUUGUAUUUUUUAUAAGGAGUGGGGACCUACAAAAGUGCCACGUGGACACCAUGCCUGAUAGAUAUGCAUGUAGAUCUUAUGAGCAAGUAGUAGAUUAGAUCCUGCAUUGUACGAACCACUUCACUAUCUCUUACUAGAGUAUUAGAGUAUCUAUUUGAUCACGAUCGAUCUCAUCCAUCAUCGAUGUAUCUAUACAUAUCAUCAUCGGUGUAUGCAUGUAGAGAGGGGCACAUGGGAAUGGGACAUUGAAAGAUGGAGAUUUUCAUGUGAGAGCACAUGUCAUGUGCUUCUUUCUCUCUCUCUCUAAUUUGCCUUCUCUUUGGGCUUUCUGUGUAGGUCCCCUAUUCUUCACUCCCUUGUUCUUAUGCACAUGCCGAAACGGGUCAUUCUCCUUCUUAUCCCCUCCCCCUCACCCACUGCCUUCUCGCGCGUGGUCUUUCUUCUAAUCUUAUAAUGGUCUCGUCCGUACUACCCUGCGUAGUUACUACUACUACAACUUGCUAGGAUUAGGAUUUGUCCUCGUCUGACUUACUUUCUGGACAAUUUAUAAUAGUUUUCUCGAUUCAAGUUUACAUAAUUAUAACCCUAAAAUUUUGUUAAGAGUUCAGAAAAGGUGAGAAAUAAGUUAUGGUAUACACAAAAAUGCCACUUUAUAAACUAAUACUCCAUCUUUUAUGGUUGGUAUAUGAUAAAAUGCCACUUUACUGCAACUUUACCGGUCUGUAAGCAGCAAUACAUAAUCCUAUACAAUAGAAAGUUAAUGCUUGAGGAUUUACUAGAUACAAAGUUAAUACUUCUAGCUCUAAACAAGAUACGCAGUUA
Brassica rapa (field mustard) is the source of this 9213-nucleotide messenger RNA. Its product is annotated as protein LIGHT-DEPENDENT SHORT HYPOCOTYLS 10. The record is from RefSeq and is a predicted model, not a curated record. NCBI's taxonomy places the organism in Eukaryota, Viridiplantae, Streptophyta, Magnoliopsida, Brassicales, Brassicaceae. Gene Ontology annotation, cellular component: nucleus. Gene Ontology annotation, biological process: response to light stimulus; mRNA transcription.